This is a messenger RNA of Mytilinidion resinicola, 657 nucleotides long. RefSeq names its product adenylylsulfate kinase. Gene Ontology annotation, molecular function: adenylylsulfate kinase activity; ATP binding. The transcript is spliced from 3 exons. The coding region runs from base 1 to 657 and encodes 218 amino acids. NCBI's taxonomy places the organism in Eukaryota, Fungi, Ascomycota, Dothideomycetes, Mytilinidiales, Mytilinidiaceae. Gene Ontology annotation, biological process: sulfate assimilation. The record is from RefSeq and is a predicted model, not a curated record.
AUGGCAACCAACAUCACCUGGCACCCAUCACUCUCUCGCAGCGAGCGCCAGACCAACCGUAAACAGCGAGGCUUCACGCUAUGGUUCACCGGCCUGUCUGCGUCUGGAAAGUCUACCAUCGCAACUGCACUCGAACAGCAUCUCCUCCACCUAGGGCUAGCUGCAUACCGUCUGGAUGGUGAUAAUGUGCGAUUUGGAUUGAACAAGGACUUGGGUUUCUCUGAGGCGGAUCGCAACGAGAACAUUCGGAGGAUAGGAGAGGUUGCGAAACUCUUCGCUGACUCGGCGACCAUCGCCAUAACCUCGUUCAUCUCGCCAUACCGGAAGGACCGACAGGUUGCGCGCGAUCUGCACGCCGCGAAGAACGCCGCGAACCCAGAAGACGAGCCGCUGCCAUUCAUCGAGGUCUUCGUAGAUAUCCCACUCGAGGUGGCUGAGCAGAGAGACCCAAAGGGUCUAUACAAGAAGGCGCGAGAGGGAAAGAUCCCGGAAUUUACUGGCAUCUCAGCUCCGUACGAGGCACCAGAAUCGCCAGAGAUCCAUAUUAGAAGCGAUCUGAAGAGCGUUGAGGAAUCUGUGGUUGCGAUAGUCGACUACCUCAACAGCAAGGGGCUUCUAAAGUUGAACAGCUCUGACGGAAGAGGACUGGAGUAUUAA